Myxocyprinus asiaticus (Chinese sucker) is the source of this 1223-nucleotide messenger RNA. RefSeq names its product protein AMBP-like. The transcript has 10 exons. Gene Ontology annotation, molecular function: serine-type endopeptidase inhibitor activity. Lineage: Eukaryota; Metazoa; Chordata; Actinopteri; Cypriniformes; Catostomidae. The coding region runs from base 63 to 1103 and encodes 346 amino acids. The record is from RefSeq and is a predicted model, not a curated record. Gene Ontology annotation, cellular component: cell surface; plasma membrane.
GCUGUGGGUCUUGUCUGGGUUAGACAUCAGAACUUCAGUUGGAUCACAGACAGACAGACAGAAUGCUGCAUGUUGUUCUGGUGUUGGCCUUCAGCGGCCUGCUCCAUGCUGAACCUCUGCCCUCUGAGCCUCUCCUCCAAACCCAAGAGAACUUUAACUUAAACCGGUUUAUGGGGAAAUGGUAUGAUAUAGCGGUGGCGUCCACGUGCCCUUGGCUCAAGCGUCGUAAUGGAGACGCAGCCAUCGGCUCGUUAGAGCUGCAGUCCAGUGACUCUGCCAAAACUGUCAGCAUGACCCGCACUGUCCUCAGGCAUGGAACCUGUAAGUCCAUCAGUGGAGAGUAUCAGCUGACCAAAAAGCCUGGAAGAUUCCAAUACCACAAUGCCAAAUGGAAAGCUGAUGUUGAUACCUACGUAGUGCACACUAACUAUGACGAGUAUGCACUGGUGGUGAUGAAUAAACACAUGGCAGGUGGCAACAAAUCCACAUCUGUGAAACUCUACGGUCGUUCUAUGCAACUGCGACCCACUCUCAUCGAAGAUUUCAAGACUCUGGUGGCAGAACAGGGAAUGAGUGAAGACACUAUAGUAAUCAAACAAAACAAAGGGGAAUGUGUUCCGGGUGAGCAGGCCAUACCAGAACCACAGAUCCAGAGGGCGAGGAGGAAUGUGGUUCAGCCACCCCCUGAUGAAGGAUCGGGUGAUGACACGCCCAUGUUCAGAGGACCUGAAGCGUGUACGGCUCAGCCAGAUUCCGGCCCGUGUUUUGGAAUGAUCCAGCGGUACUAUUAUAAUUCCUCCAUCAUGACCUGUCAGGUGUUCACCUUUGGAGGCUGCAUGGGCAAUCAGAACAACUUUGUAACUGAAAAGGAGUGUUUGCAGAGCUGUCGCACUGAGGCUGCCUGUAGGCUGCCCAUGGAUGCUGGCCCCUGUAAAGUGUUUGUAGAUGUGUGGGCCUUUGAUUCGUCCAUUGGAAAGUGUGUGUCUUUGAAAUAUGGAGGCUGCAAGGGAAACGGCAACAAAUUCUACAGUCAGAAAGAGUGUGAGGAGUACUGUGGAGUUAUGAUGAGAGAUGGAGAUGACGAGUUUCUGAAUGUGAACUGAGAAUGAAGUGAUGUGAAUGAGAACGGAGCAUUAUUUUUCCAAUUAGAAAGUGCAACAUGGAGCAGUUUCCACAGGCAUUGAUUUCAGCAUUAACACAAUAAAUAGAGACCUGUUCAUUUA